AUGGACAACUUCACCUCCCGGAGCACCUUCCUCCUCAUGGGGUUCUCUCACAUCCGGGAGCUCCAGAUCCUGCAUGCCAUGCUCUUUCUGAUGGCUUACCUGGCUGCCCUUCUCGGGAACCUCCUCAUCAUCACCCUCAUCACCAAGGAUCAGGGGCUGCACACCCCCAUGUACUUCUUCCUGAAGAACUUGUCCUUCCUGGAUCUGUGCCUCAUCUCCAUCACUGUUCCCAAAUCCAUAGCGAACUCUCUAAUGAAUCGCAACACCAUUUCAUUCCCUGGGUGUGUUGCCCAGGUCUUUUUCUUUUUCCUCUUAGCCACUACGGAGGUAGCCCUCCUCACGGUCAUGUCCUAUGACCGCUACGUGGCCAUCUGCCACCCGCUUAGGUAUGAGAGCCUCAUGAGUCCUGGGGCAUGUGUGCAGAUGGCCGCCUCCUCCUGGGUCAGUGGAGGACUCAAUGCAGUUCUGCACACAGCCGCUACCUUCUCUGUCCCCAUGUGUGGGCCUCCUGACGUUCACCAGUUCUUCUGUGACAUCCCACAGCUGCUGGCCCUGGCCUGCUCCUACAACGUGGGGGAGCUAGUGGUCAUAGGGCUGAGCCUGCUACUGGACUUCGCCUGCUUUGUGCUCAUGGAUAUUUCUUACCUUCGCAUCUUCUCCGCCGUGCUCAGGAUGCCCUCUGCAGUGGGCAGGUCCAAAGCUUUCUCCACGUGUCUGCCUCAUCUCCUUGUUGUGACUCUGUUCCUCUCUUCUGGCUUUUUUGCCUACUUACGGCCCCUGCCAAAAUCUCCAUCAGUCCUGGACUUGCUGGUUUCGGUAUUCUAUACGCUGGUGCCACCCACCAUGAAUCCCCUCAUCUACAGUCUGAGGAACAAGGACAUGAAGGUGGCCCUGAGGAGGCUGCUGGUGAACAGGUGUCCUCCUUCCAGUUAG
This is a messenger RNA of Sciurus carolinensis (gray squirrel), 933 nucleotides long. RefSeq names its product olfactory receptor 14A16-like. Gene Ontology annotation, molecular function: odorant binding; G protein-coupled receptor activity; olfactory receptor activity. The transcript has a single exon. Lineage: Eukaryota; Metazoa; Chordata; Mammalia; Rodentia; Sciuridae. The coding region runs from base 1 to 933 and encodes 310 amino acids. The record is from RefSeq and is a predicted model, not a curated record. Gene Ontology annotation, biological process: G protein-coupled receptor signaling pathway. Gene Ontology annotation, cellular component: membrane.